This is a messenger RNA of Pelobates cultripes (western spadefoot toad), 9695 nucleotides long. The record is from the annotation of a GenBank genome assembly. NCBI's taxonomy places the organism in Eukaryota, Metazoa, Chordata, Amphibia, Anura, Pelobatidae.
AUGCUGUCUCCUGAAGGACAAAGAGGGAGGGAUCUCCUUCUCUUCAUUCCUCUGCAGUCAACUCCUUCUCCCUCCCACAUAGCUAGCUCUCAGCUCUGUAAGAAGAAUCCAGACAGAGAAAGCAGCUGUCACCCUCUGUGCACUUCUUAUCUGAUCUCCAUCCAAGCUGGGAAUCAGGAUCAGCUACAGAUACAAAGUAAGUAAGUAGUCACAAAGUAAGUAACUAGUCACAGAUACAAAGUAAGUAACUAGUCACAGAUACAAAGUAAGUAACUAGUCACAGAUACAAAGUAAGUAAUCAGCCACAGAUACAAAGUAAGCAAUCAGUCACAGAUACAAAGUAAGUAACUAGUCACAGAUACAAAGUAAGUAACUAGUCACAGAUACAAAGUAAGUAAUCAGCCACAGAUACAAAGUAAGCAAUCAGUCACAGAUACAAAGUAAGUAACUAGUCACAGAUACAAAGUAAGCAAUCAGUCACAGAUACAAAGUAAGUAAUCAGUCACAGAUACAAAGUAAGCAAUCAGUCACAGAUACAAAGUAAGUAACUAGUCACAGAUACAAAGUAAGUAAUCAGUCACAGAUACAAAGUAAGCAAUCAGUCACAGAUACAAAGUAAGUAACUAGUCACAGAUACAAAGUAAGCAAUCAGUCACAGAUACAAAGUAAGCAAUCAGUCACAGAUACAAAGUAAGUAACUAGUCACAGAUACAAAGUAAGCAAUCAGUCACAGAUACAAAGUAAGUAACUAGUCACAGAUACAAAGUAAGUCAUCAGUCACAGAUACAAAGUAAGCAAUCAGUCACAGAUACAAAGUAAGCAAUCAGUCACAGAUACAAAGUAAGCAAUCAGUCACAGAUACAAAGUAAGUAACUAGUCACAGAUACAAAGUAAGUAAUCAGUCACAGAUACAAAGUAAGUAACUAGUCACAGAUACAAAGUAAGUCAUCAGUCACAGAUACAAAGUAAGCAAUCAGUCACAGAUACAAAGUAAGUAAUCAGUCACAGAUACAAAGUAAGCAAUCAGUCACAGAUACAAAGUAAGUAACUAGUCACAGAUACAAAGUAAGUAAUCAGUCACAGAUACAAAGUAAGUAACUAGUCACAGAUACAAAGUAAGUAAUCAGUCACAGAUACAAAGUAAGUAACUAGUCACAGAUACAAAGUAAGCAAUCAGUCACAGAUACAAAGUAAGUAAUCAGCCUGAGAUAUAAAGUUAGUGGGGUCUGGCUAUACUAGAAGCCACACAGGAGUCUAUUUUAUGCAUCAAAGAGAUUCAAACAAAGCUAGGGCUGUUCUUUUAACUGGAUCACCAUCCAAAAACAACACAUGGGGUGUAACCCUUUACCCCUGCACCCAUGUACCCCUGUAGCCCUGCACCCAUGUACCCUUGGACCCCUGUACCCGUGCACCCAUGUACCCCUGUGACCAUGUACCCCUGUACCCCUUCACCCAUGUACCUCUGUACCCCUUCACCGAUGUACCCCUGCAUCUCUUUACCUCUGUAACCAUGCACCCCUGUAGCCCUGUGGGAAGGUUUUAUUUACAGAUGUAAAAAAGUUGCUGGAAGGACUUCGGUCACUGAUUGGAAUUGUGUAUCUUUCUAUAACAAUAACUAUGGAAGGUGAAUCCACGAGACAUCCAAUUCCUGCCGUUUAACUCUGUGAGACUGAGCAGUAUUGGGGGGUCGUUCCUGAACUUUAUUUACACAUAGGAGGCCAAUGCAUUGUCUUGCAGCUAUUAACAAAGCAGGACAUACAAAACAUUCUAAAUUAAACCAACUGUGCAAUAAAUGAAGUGUAAACAUUAUAUCUCUUUUUACAGGAAUUAUUUAGGAAGGCUGUGUAAUCACAUGCAUGGAGGUGUGACUAGGGUUGCAUAAACAAAGUGAUUUAACUUCUAAUUGGCACAGAAUUGAGUGGUGAGACUGCAGGGGCAUGAUCUAUACACCAAAACUACUUCACUAAGACAACUUUGUUUUUUGGUGACUAUAGUGUGAUUUUUAAAGGGAAACUGACUCUUCUCUGAGUUUCAACUCCACUUAUCCUUUGAUUUAACACAUAUGUAUUUGGUGUGAAAAAUAAAACUUCCUCAAGUUUAGUUGCAAUAAAAAAUAAAAAAUCUACAAAAGUAAGGGCAUAGCCAGGAAUGGGUAAGAUGCAUGUGUGUAAAUGCUGCUUAUGGGAUUCAUUGUGUGUGUGUGUGUGUGUGUGUGUGUGUAGAGGGAACUGUUGCAGUUUAUUGUAGUGUGUGUGUGUGUGUGUAAAUAGGUCUGUUUGUGGCAUUGUAUUUGUGGGUAAUGCAUUUUAUAGGGGCUGUAAUGUGUGUAUAGGGGUGUUAUCUAUGUGUGUAUGGGUGAGGUAUGCAGUGUGUGUAUAGGGGAUAUAAUGCAUUUUAUAGGGGCUGUAAUGUGUGUAUAGGGGAUGGUAUAUGUGUGUGUGGGUAAGGUAUGCAGUGUAUGUCUAGGGUAUAUAAUGCAUCUCAUAGGGGAUGGUAUCUGUGUGUGUAUGGGUAAGGUAUGCAGUGUGUGUAUAGAGGAUAUAAUGUAUUUUAUAGGGGCUGUAAUGUGUGUAUAGGGGAUAUAACGUACUUUAUAAGGCUGUAAUGUGUGUAUAGGGGAUGGUAUAUAUGUGUGUGGGGGGGGGUAAGGUAUGCAGUGUGUGUAUAGGGGGAUGUAAUGUGUGUAUGAGAAAGGUAUGCAGUGUGUGUAUAGAGGAUAUAAUGUAGUUUAUAGGGGCUGUAAUGUAUGUAUAGGGGAUGGUAUCUGUCUAUAUGAGUAAGGUAUGCAGUGUGUGUAUAGGGGAUAUAAUGUAGUUUAUAAGGCUGUAAUGUAUGUAUAGGGGAUGGUAUCUGUGUGUAUGGGUAAGGUAUGCAGUUUGUGUAUAGGGGAUAUAAUGUGUGUAUGAGUAAAGUAUGCAGUGUGUGUAUGGGGGAUAUAAUGUAGUUUAGAAGGCUAUAAUAUGUGUAUAGGGGAUGGUAUCUGUGUAUAUGAGUAAGGUAUGCAGUGUGUGUAUAGGGGAUAUAAUGUAGUUUAUAAGGCUGUAAUGUGUGUAUAGGGGAUGGUAUCUGUGUGUAUGGGUAAGGUAAUGUAUGCAGUGUCUGUAUAGGAGACAUAAUGUAGUUUAUAAGGCUGUAAUGUGUGUAUAGGGGAUGAUAUCUGUGUGUGUGUGUAUGGGUAAGGUAUGCAGUGUGUGUAUAGGGGAUAUAAUAUAUUUUAUAGGGCUAUAAUGUGUGUAUAGGGGAUGGUAUCUGUGUGUGUUUAGGGGAUAUAAUGUAGUUUAUAAGGCUGUAAUGUAUGUAUAGGGGAUGGUAUCUGUGUAUAUGAGUAAGGUAUGCAGUGUGUGUAUAGGGGAUAUAAUGUAGUUUACAAGGCUAUAAUGUGUGUACAGGGGAUGGUAUCCAUGUGUGUAGAGGGGAUAUAAUGUGUGUAUGGGUAAGGUAAGGUAUGCCGUGUGUGUAUAGGAGACAUAAUGUAGUUUAUAAGGCUGUACUGUGUGUAUAGGGGAUGGUAUCUGUGUGUGUGUGUGGGUAAGGUAUGCAGUGUGUGUAUAGGGGAUAUGAUGUAUUUUAUAGUGCUAUAAUGUGUGUAUAGGGGAUGGUAUCUGUGUGUGUAUAGGGGAUAUAAUGUACUUUAUAAGGCUGUAAUGUGUGACUAUGGGAUGGUAUCUGUGUGUAUGGGUAAGGUAAGGUAUGCCAUGUGUGUACAGGAGGCAUAAUGUAGUUUAUAAGGCUGUAAUGAGUGUAUAGGGGAUGGUAUCUGUGUGUGUGUGUGUGUGUGUGUAUGGGUAAGGUAUGCAGUGUGUGUAUAGGGGAUUGUAACGAACGCUGGUAUAUCCUAUACCUGUUCGUCUGUUUCCUCCCGAACUGCCAGAGCAUGAGUGAUUAUAACCGCAGUUCGGGAAUUGAAGUGAACGAUUCUCCAUACGAAAUAACAGCUUCCCAAGUAGAUUCUCCCAGUAAAGCAGACAGGUACCCAAACAUCAGCCGAAACUAGAUGAAGGGUGUAACAGAACUGAAUUUUAAUGGGUGCCACACUGGCUUUUAUGCAAGUCCCCAUGCAAGGGGACCCCCCACGUGGACCUUGUGGGGCAUAGGAACACAGCCAAUAAUAAUGCAGGGGAAAACUGUGACACUCCCAGUAUAAACAUACACCUAUCUGCCUGGAGAUAAUUGGGUCAGAUAACGUAAUAACUCAAUUAUCUCCAAGCACAAAGAUUACAAUUUCCCCAAAACGUGAAAUGUACCCACAAAUGUCAUAUUCCCACAAAUGACCAACAUAUCCAAAAAUCUCCCAGAUCAGUUCAGGGGUUUUCAAAUUCUAUGGAAGUCUUAGGUGACCAGCCGCACACGAGGCUCCUGCCCAAAACAGUUCCAUAAGUUUUAGUGGUUUGGCCGGUCUAUUUCGUGAAGUCUGAAAAACAAAUAAAUGCACGAACUGCUCCCCCUGGCUUAUAGAAGCAAUUGUUCCCCUAGUUCAGGGGUAGGCAACCUUUAAGCAACACUGUGCUGAAAUAAGAUUGUGAUGUCCCAAAACUUGCCGGUCCUAUUUUUUUUUAAAUUUAAGUGUGUAUGUUGCCGUAUUCUGCCUGUGUUAUAUAUACAGCAGUUGCUUUGUAUCAUUGUAGUUGUGCGUAUUAUAUUGUAUAUGUUCAGGAGCAGUUGGUGGUGUUAUGUAUGAUACAUAUGAAUGUGGGCUGUGUAUGGGGGCAGCUUGUGGAAUUGUGUGUGUGGAUGGAUAUGUCACAUUGUGUGUUUGGUAGUGUGUGUAUGUGGGGGGGCUGUUUGGGGUAUUGCAUGUGAGAGGUUGCAUGUGGGGUUGUGUGCAUGUAUGUGGUGUUAAUGGUGUUGUGUUUGUGCGGACUGUAUGUGUGUUUGUGUGUGGGCUGUUUGUAUUUUUUGUAUGAGGGGAAGGUUAUCCUGCAGGUCUGUGUAUAUCUAGCAGUGUGGGUGGCUUCCCUGGGUUCCAGUGGAGACCAGGCUGGCCAGGUACAGGUCAGAGACAGGAGCUGCUCUACUACAGUGUGGAUUCCCAUUCACAAGUGCUGGGAGGAAGUGAUCUCCGAUAACUUCCUCUACGUGCUGCAAUGCAUAAAUUGAGGAUUGUCCUUCACUAUCUUUUCAUAUUAGCAGAUAUAUGAAGUUUCACUGGGACUCCUGAUAGGCCAGAGCCUGUUUAGCUCUAGCAGUCUUAAGUGCCAUGCAAAGACACCUCGUGUGCCAUGCAUGGCACAUGUGCCAUAGGUUCCCUACCGCUGCCCUAGUUAGUGGUAACAAAACUACCGAACAGCGCUUUCCUAGCUGUUCGGGAAAAGGAAGCAGGCGUUCGUACAGUAUGGACCGUUGUUCGUGAAGUUGAGUGUCUGAUUUUAGUUCUAGACACUCGAUGACCAAGUCCUACUGCCUCCUUUCGUGCGAACAAGAUGGCCGCUGUUUUCUCAUAUACGUGGCGUUCGACUAUACGAUCGGCGGCCACACAGGGAGGGUGCUUAAACGACUGUUCUCUUUGAAGUUAAACAGCCAGGAGGGUGGUCGGUGUUCGGUAGUUACAGCUACCGAAUGGAACAAAGUAAAAUAAACAAAAUAUCAUGGUGAUUUCUUCACAGGGAUUUAAUGUAUUUUAUAGGGGUAUAAUCUUGAUCGAUUGCAAUAUCUGGCCAUUUCUGACAGCGCCUUUCUCCCUCUUCCAAUUACGUGUGAUGUUCCUCAAGGCUUCAUACUUGGCCCCCUACUAUUAACAGUAUUCAUAAAUGAUCUGCCUAUCAUCUGCAAAGCCUCAACUGUACAGGUGUACGUGGACGGCACAGUAAUCUACGCUAGUAAACCCAAGCUAUCGCAGCUUGAGGCUGUGCUCCAACACCAGUUCAAAGAGGUAGAAUAGAACUACAUUAUAUCUCCUAUACACACACUGCAUACCUUACUCAUAUACACAGAUACCAUCCCCUAUACAUACAUUAUAGCCUUCUAAACUACAUUAUAUCCCCUAUACACACACAGAGACCAUUACAUUCUACUGUAAAAUCUUGAUCGAUUGCAAUAUCUGGCCAUUUCUGACAGCGCCUUUCUCCCUCUUCCAAUUACGUGUGAUGUUCCUCAAGGCUUCAUACUUGGCCCCCUACUAUUAACAGUAUUCAUAAAUGAUCUGCCUAUCAUCUGCAAAGCCUCAACUGUACAGGUGUACGUGGACGGCACAGUAAUCUACGCUAGUAAACCCAAGCUACCGCAGCUUGAGGCUGUGCUCCAACACCAGUUCACAGAGGUAGAAUAGAACUACAUUAUAUCUCCUAUACACACACUGCAUACCUUACUCAUAUACACAGAUACCAUCCCCUAUACAUACAUUAUAGCCUUCUAAACUACAUUAUAUCCCCUAUACACACACAGAGACCAUCUCCUAUGAGGGGAUUUUACAGUAGAAUGUAAUGGUCCGCAGUGUCAAAGCCUUGGCAAGAUCAAGGAAAAUAGCUCCAGUUAAGUCUCCUUGUUCCAUGCCAAUUUGGAUGUCAUUGCAAAUCUUUAAAGGACCACUCUAGGCACCCAGACCACUUCAGCUUAAUGAAGUGGUCUGGGUGCCUGGUCCAGCUAGGGUUAACCCAUUUUUUAAUAAACAUAGCAUUUUUUAAUAAACUGCUAUGUUUAUUAAUGGGUUAAGCCUUCCCCCUAUUCCCUCUAGUGGCUGUCUCAUUGACAGCCACUAGAGGCGCUUGCGUGCUUCUCACUGUGAUUUUCACAGUGAGAGCACGCCAGCGUCCAUAGGAAAGCAUUGUAAAUGCUUUCCUAUGAGACCGGCUGAAUGCGCGCGCAGCUCUUGACGCGCGUGCGCAUUCAGCCGGCGGGGCGGAACAGAGGAGGAGAGAAGGAGGAGAGCUCUCUGCCCAGCGCUGGAAAAAGGUAAGUUUAAACCCCUUUCCCCUUUCCAGAGCCGGGCAGGAGGGGGACCCUGAGGGUGGGGGCACCCUCAGGGCACUAUAGUGCCAGGAAAACGAGUAUGUUUUCCUGGCACUAUAGUGGUCCUUUAAGAGGCAGUCGUAGUUGAGUGAUUUGGGUCAGAUAAUUUGAUUGUUGAUAAUAUUCACAUAGUUGCAUGAAAUGCAUUUUUCCAAGAUUUUUUGUAAUACAGGAACAAUGAUAUCGGGCCACAGAUAGAUAAAGUAUUGUAACCACUUAUAUGGAUAGGCACUACUCUCGCAGCCUUCCAAAGUUUGGGUAUGUAUCCAGGCACCAUGAUUCAUUGAUAAUGGUAGUGACAGAUUGAGCAAUUACCGGCGCACUGAGCUUCAGCAACAUUGCUGGGAUUUGAUCUGGUCCACACUGGGUUUUCAUUUUUAAAUUAUUUAGGUGUUUAUGAACGACACGAACAGGGACAGGUCUAAAACUGAAUUUCUCCACAUGAGGUCUUUGCAAAUUUAGUGGGGCCUCAUCUGCAUUUGUAAUUUCAGAUUGACUGUCAUUCGUUAGCCUGGCUAUCAGGGUGGUAAUUAUUAAAUGCAAAAGAAUAAUAAGCGCUCUCUUCUCAGGGGUGAGCUGCAGUUCACCAACAAGGUGUUCCUCUACCUUGUGAUAAAUGGACAGAUAAAAUAGAAAGGUGAACAGCGCUAAAAAUCAGAAAAUGUACAUACGUUUUGUAGAAAUACUGGCCAGCAGAGUAGCUUAAAAAAAAGAGAAACCAAAAUACAAAUAAUGGUACAGUAUGUAUGAACGAUAUAAUUCCACAAGAACAAAGGUGUUAUAUUCACACUCACACUUUGAGGAGCUAUAUCAGCUCGGUGUUAAGAGCCUGGACGGAAUAAUCCCCGUCUAUGGAUUUCUUGAGGUUCAAGACCGUUGAUGAAUUUAUAGGUGUAAAUAUUAGUUAUAUGAAAAACAAGAGUAAAAUACACCACAUGGUAUAGUACGUAAAUAUAAAAUAUUGGAAAAAAAAAAAAGUGGAUGAUCCUACUUACAUAUACUAGAGCAACGACCUGCUCUAGUUUGGAGAAUUUCAGGUGGAAUAAUCCCCACCUUGGGAUAUAGUGGACCCAGGUAUAGCAGCAAAGCAGUAUUGGAUAGGAAGGAGGACAAAAGGAAUGACUGGAUAGUUUAAAAAAUAUAUAUAUACUUUAAUACAAUAAGUGAAAAGUGAAUAAUAAACUAUAAAACCAGUCCUGUAUAAAAGUCCAAAAUUCUUCCUCACUUGACGCGUUUCGCCGAAGCUUUCUCAAAAGUGGUAAUUAUUAAAUGCAUUAGGCACAUCUAGGGGCCGUUGCAGAGUUUUGGUUGUAUAUUUUACAGUGGGGGUUGGGAGUGGAUUUUGGGGGUUUGUAUGUUACUGUGAUUUUCGAAACGUUUCUUGGGUUUAUUAUUUUAUUGUUCAAAUUUUCAUUAAAAGUUUGGGCUUUUGCCAUUUGUGUUUUUGUGUGCAUUUCGCCAUUGUUUGUAAGUGCAGUUAUCGUUCAUGGAGCCAGUACGCUUGAACUUUGAUCACAGUGAGUCUCUACACUGGUGCAUUUGAAUGAGAUCAACUGUAACCCAAGGCAGAUGCGUCCCUUUAACUCACACUCUAAGCAGUGGGGCAAGAAAACUCCAAACUCGCAAGAGCGAGGACUGAAAACAUUUAAUUACACAGUCCAGAUCUGGGAUUAAAGGGGUACACAUUAUAGGGUCACCUACUGAAUUCUAUCAGGACUAGUGCAGAGAAUCCAAUCCAACAAAGUACGGUUAUGGCUUUUCAGUUGGGGAGGUAAUUAAUUUAGUUAUUUGCAAAGUCUUAAACAAUGGACAGGGUUUAUUAUUUUUAGGAUUCAGCCAAUCAGUAUUAACAUCUCCAAAAACCAACAGUUCACUUUUUUGGUUUUGAGCUACAGUUUCACUAGGGAGCUGGGUUAUGUCAGAAAGGGAGUGCACCAGAUAGCUAGGUGGGUGGUAGAUUCCAACAACAGUGAUUGGUUUACUAAACGGGAUCUCGAUUGUACCAGAAAGAGGGUGAAUUUUAUAGUAAUAUAAAAGUAUGGCCAGCAUUAGGUUUUUCAGAAAUUUGAGCUAUAGUAGCUCUUCUGUGUGAUCAGACAAGACAUGCUAGCCUUCGUUCCUCAAGUGCAUCAACGAGCUUUGGGCGUCCAUGAACCUGACCCUGACCCUGGUUCUCCGGUUGUCCUUCAAUGCAUCACUUUUGGUAGGUACUAACCACUGAUUACCAGACUUGCCAUUUGGAGAUGCUCUGACCCAGUCAUCUAAUCUUCACUAUUUGGCCUCAAUGUAUUUACCAUACAGUAUUCAUAAUUAAAAAAAACUUUCACCAUGGCUUCUUCGUAUAAACUCUGGAUCUUGGUUUUCAGCUCACUGUGUAGGUUUUACAUGCCAUUAACACAGAAAUCUUGGUGUAAUGUUGCUACUAAUGUGAAUAUUAGAUCUGUAAAAUUGUCGUACCAUGCUAAUUUACAGUAAACCUAUUUAAAUCACAUUAGACAUUCAGUGCAUACAGUGUUAGGAAACGCAUGCUCUGCAGUGAUGUAUAGGAGUGCUGUGUAUGCCUUCAGCAGUGUGGCUUUUAAUAUGAUUAAAUGGGACUAAGCGACACAGCAACUUUUAUUUUCUGUUUUACAGAAAGACUCAAACAGCAUCCAUUGAGAGACAUCACAAACGAAGCAGUGUGUAGAUUAACCCUCCGUCUUGUGAUAAAUCACCCAAAGGAAUCUCACCAAGGAGAGCUCAGCCAGUAG